AUGUCGCAGCACCCCACCCAGUCGACGGUUGCGCCGUGGAAAAAGACGUUCCAGGAUCACCUGGACAAGUCCGGCGGGCCCAGCGCCGAGUUCGUCCUCGCGACGGUGACGCCCAAGGGCGAGCCGCGCGCGCGGACCUGCAUCUUCCGCGGCUUCUGGGCGACGCUGCCGGAGAACGAGCACAACAAGCUGCCGCGCAACCCGGCCGUGUACGAGUCCGACUGCCCGACGUUCACGACGGACGCCCGCAUGGACAAGACGUACCACGUGUUCGCGACGGGCAAGGGCCACGGCGACGUGGCGCAGUCGCGCUCCGGCACCGGCGGCGGCGGGCCCGUCGAGGCCGUCUUCUGGUUCAAGCAGACCAACACGCAGUGGCGCAUCCGGGGCAGGUGUUGGCUCGUGGCCGCGGACGACAUCGAGGGCGGCACACCGGAGGCACAGAAUUCCGGCACCAUGACCGUCAAGGCCGAGGUGCAGCGGUAUAUGCGCACCACCACCACGACGAGGAGGGAGGACGCGGACCACCAAAACUGGUCCUGGCGACGCGAGCUGGAGAAUUACUUUGAGAACCUGUCGCCCAUGAUGCGCGGGUCGUUCAAGAAUCCACCGCCGGGCCAGCCCUUGGCGGACGGCAAGGAUGACCGGGCGGGAGAGGCGCUGGGGCAAAAGGCAGGUCAUUUGGCGGACGAGCCGUUGGCGAGGAAGAAUUUCCGCGUCGCCAUCAUUACGCCGGAGCAGGUCGAGGCCGUAGACUUGACGGAUCCGGCAAACGCCACGAGGCAGAUUUGGACGUUGGAUAAGGAGCACGGCGGUCCGGGCGGUCCAGUGCCCAGUGAGUCGGUCGGAGAGUGGAAUCGGGUCGAGACGUGGCCUUGA
Messenger RNA from Cladophialophora carrionii CBS 160.54, 879 nucleotides. RefSeq lists its product as uncharacterized. The transcript has a single exon. Gene Ontology annotation, molecular function: FMN binding. The record is from RefSeq and is a predicted model, not a curated record. NCBI's taxonomy places the organism in Eukaryota, Fungi, Ascomycota, Eurotiomycetes, Chaetothyriales, Herpotrichiellaceae. The coding region runs from base 1 to 879 and encodes 292 amino acids.